GUCCUACUCUAGAUCUGUUUCUCCAGUCGACAUUAUCCCUACAUAGCUAUUCAACGGGGAGUCCGACUUACACUGGAGGACCAGUCAGGUCAUGGCGAAGACCUGGCAACUUACGUCGGUAGCUGUCUCCAAAUUAAAGACCCUGUACUUCUCCAAGACCUGCAAACUUGACUUCUCAGGAAAGCUGCGGGUGUUUUCAUGUAGGUUGUGCUAGUCGUUAGUAUCCUGAACAAGGAAUAUCGGCAUAAUGGACUGGCUUUGAGAAAGAGGCUCGCGGAAAUACCUAGUGGUUUGAGCAAGCUGUUCAAGGACAUCCUGAGACGCGAUAAGGAGAAUAUGGUGGGUCUCUGUCUUUGCAUCCUUUGGAUUCUCCUUGCAAAACAGCCAUUGCAAUCGCAGGAGUUCUACCAUGCUCUCUGGUCUGGAUUGGCACUAGAAGAUCAGGCUGAUGAGCAAAUCCCUGAUGUCGGCGUCCCAGGUGCCUCGGACAGCCUUAACAGAGUUAACAGAUGUGUUAUGAGCAACUCAAAAGGACUUGCUGAGGUCAGAAGAUCUAAGCAGCCAAUAGUUUAAUUCAUCCAUGAAUCUGUCUGAGACUCCCUCGUCAAAGAAAGGGGUCUACAUGAAUUGUGGCCUGACCUUGGAUUUGAUUAGGAGAGCUUAAGCCAUGAGACACUCAAAAAAUGUUGUGACUCAUACUUGAA
Aspergillus novofumigatus IBT 16806 is the source of this 704-nucleotide messenger RNA. RefSeq lists its product as uncharacterized. The record is from RefSeq and is a predicted model, not a curated record. The annotation marks the transcript as partial. The transcript has a single exon. Lineage: Eukaryota; Fungi; Ascomycota; Eurotiomycetes; Eurotiales; Aspergillaceae.